Molecule: messenger RNA, 1059 nt
Organism: Talaromyces atroroseus
Lineage: Eukaryota; Fungi; Ascomycota; Eurotiomycetes; Eurotiales; Trichocomaceae
Product: Fructose-1,6-bisphosphatase
Exons: 2
Coding region: 1-1059 (352 amino acids)
Biological process (GO): fructose 1,6-bisphosphate metabolic process; sucrose biosynthetic process; fructose metabolic process
Cellular component (GO): cytoplasm; cytosol
Molecular function (GO): fructose 1,6-bisphosphate 1-phosphatase activity
Source: RefSeq, a predicted model, not a curated record
AUGGCGACCAGCGGUCCCGCUGUCGGGCAGGAAAAUAUCAACACAGACAUCGUCACCCUCACAAGAUUCCUGACGGAAGAGCAGACCAACUACCCCGAAGCCACCGGUGAUUUCACUCUACUGUGCCAUGCCCUGCAAUUCGCAUUCAAGUCAAUCGCCUACUAUAUCCGUCGGGCCACCCUCAUCAACCUCACAGGACUAGCCGGAUCGUCCAACACGACGGGCGACGACCAAAAGAAACUAGACGUGAUUGGAAAUGACGUGUUCAUCUCCGCCAUGAGAGGCUCUGGCAAGGUACGCAUCCUCGUCUCCGAAGAAGAAGAAGAAGCCAUCAUCUUCGACGAGCACCCCAACGCGCGCUAUGCCGUCGUGUGCGACCCCAUUGACGGAUCCUCUAACCUCGACGCCGGAGUCUCCGUCGGCACCAUCUUCGGCAUCUUCAGACUGCCCGAUGAAAUCCUGGGCCCCAACAAGACCGUCUCAGGCAAGGACCUACUGCGCGACGGCACCGAGCUAGUUGCCUCCGGCUUCACCAUGUACGGCGCUUCGGCUCAGCUCGUCAUCACCAUGCGCGGCGGCUCUGUCAAUGGCUUCACCAUGGAGAACUCGCUCGGAGAAUUCAUCCUCACGCACCCCAAGAUGCAGCUCCCGCCCAAGCGCGCCAUUUACUCCGUCAACGAGGGAAAUAGCCUCUACUGGGAUGACUGGGUGAACGAGUAUUUCCACUCGCUGAAAUUCCCCGCGGAGGGCGGCAAGCCCUACAGCGCUCGUUACAUUGGUAGUAUGGUUGCGGAUGCGUAUCGUACUCUUCUGUACGGCGGUAUCUUUGCCUACCCGGCGGACAAGAAGAGCCCCAAGGGCAAGCUGCGUAUUCUCUACGAGUGUGCCCCCAUGGCCAUGGUGUUUGAGAAUGCGGGCGGUCUCGCUGUCAACUCCCGCGCUGAGCGAUUACUUACCGUCCUCCCUGAACACAUUCAUGACCGCAGUGGUGUUUUCCUUGGUUCGAGGGAAGAAGUACAAAAGGCCAUUGAUGUAUAUAACAAGCAUCACAAGAAAUAG